This is a messenger RNA of Gekko japonicus, 2251 nucleotides long. RefSeq names its product potassium channel tetramerization domain containing 5 (gene KCTD5). The transcript is spliced from 6 exons. Gene Ontology annotation, molecular function: cullin family protein binding. Gene Ontology annotation, biological process: proteasome-mediated ubiquitin-dependent protein catabolic process; protein homooligomerization. Gene Ontology annotation, cellular component: cytoplasm; Cul3-RING ubiquitin ligase complex. The record is from RefSeq and is a predicted model, not a curated record. The coding region runs from base 308 to 1027 and encodes 239 amino acids. Lineage: Eukaryota; Metazoa; Chordata; Lepidosauria; Squamata; Gekkonidae.
CGCUGUCGGCAGCGCGACACUUCCGGUUCCCAAGUGACCGUGCGGGGCAACCAAAGCUCCGAGGAGGCGGGGCCGAGGCAGCUCCUGUCGCUUUGCGGGGUCGGGGACGGACUCCUCGCCCCUGUCCAGUGCGGCCCGGACGUCUUUCGCCCCCCUCCUCCGCUGUCUCCGCCUCCAAGUCGGCCCGUCGUUCCUUCCCCUUCCUCCCUCCCUGUCGGUCGGAGCCCUUUUCUUGGCGCACCGCUGCGGGGGGGAUCCGCCGGAAGGGAGGCUUUUCGCGGCGGGACUCUUCCGGCGGGCGGCCAGGAUGGCGGCGGAGGGCGCCUGCGAGCAGCAGCUGCUGCUGGUGCUGCCGGCGGGGGGUCCGGCGUCCUCCUCCUCCUCCCCGUCGUCCUCCUCCUCCUCCUCGUGCCGCCGGUGCGGGGGGGCGGGGGUCGUCGUCGGCGGCGGCAAGUGGGUGCGGCUGAACGUGGGCGGCACCUGCUUCCUGACCACCCGGCAGACCCUCUGCAGGGACCCCAAGAGCUUCCUCUUCCGCCUCUGCCAGGCCGACCCGGACCUCGACUCCGACAAGGACGAAACAGGUGCCUAUUUGAUAGACCGGGAUCCAACCUACUUUGGACCAGUGUUGAACUAUCUCCGACACGGGAAGCUGGUAAUCAACAAAGACCUUGCCGAGGAAGGGGUUCUGGAAGAAGCUGAAUUCUACAACAUCACAUCCUUAAUAAAGCUCGUGAAGGACAAAAUCAGGGAAAGGGACAGCAAAGUCUCACAGUUGCCGGCCAAGCAUGUUUACAGGGUCCUGCAGUGCCAGGAAGAGGAACUGACCCAAAUGGUCUCCACCAUGUCAGAUGGCUGGAAAUUUGAGCAGCUCGUCAGCAUUGGCUCCUCCUAUAACUACGGGAAUGAAGACCAGGCUGAAUUUCUGUGCGUCGUCUCCAAGGAGCUGCACAACACCCCGUCCGGGACGGCCAGCGAGCCCAGUGAGAAGGCCAAGAUCUUGCAGGAACGCGGUUCGAGGAUGUAACGUCCCAGUAUUGGAUGCUGAAGAAUGACCCCAUGAAGAGCUGUGGCCGGGGUGGGGAGAGCCCUUUCUUCAGACAUUUUUUGUUGAUCUGGAUUUUGACCCAUUUGUACGUUUGGAGCAAACAAAGCAGGCAGUGGGGGGUUAGGGAUGCCUGCCUUGCUGCACAAAGGGCAGUGUUGGCUCUCAGGCCUGCUGGGGGGGAUUCUUUCGUGGUCCGAGCCACCCAUGCAAAGAAGUGUGCCCCCUCCACUCUUCUGCAGAGAGAGAGAGAGAGGAGCUCUCUGCCCAGCGCUGUGUCUGGAGGAGGCUUUGCGGAGUGCCCGGAAGCAGUGUGGCUCGUCCUCCUUGCAGGGCAGUGAUGAAAGGGCAACAUACUUGGUGCUACGUGUCACUUGCAGCCCAUGAAGGCCCGCCCUGCAUGGUCACCCCAGAUGACUGUCCUCGUGUGGCUCUUGGGGCAUGCCGUUGGUAGUCCGCAGCGCUAGCCCAGGUGGAAGGAAGGGCUGCCGACAGGAAGCCCGCACAUCGCUUUCUCGCCUCUGCUCAUUUCAGUCCACAAAGGGAAGAGUUGGCUUGGGAAGAAACCUUUUGCCUGCUUCUCUGGAACUGGCUUUCCUCUCUUCGUAUUGCAGAUGUUAAACUCGACUUCUAGCUACAUUUUAAGACUGAAGGUCCAUUUCAAAAAGAAUGCCCCCAACUUUCCCCACGUGUAUACUUCCACCCGAGUGGUGUUCAGAAGCGGCUAGGGCAAGUGUUCACGCCCUCGUGAACUGUGACAGAUCUGGAGGGCGGCCUGCAGCGCUCCACCCUCCCUGACGUUUGUGGAUGUGGGCCAACGUGCCCCCAGAAGCACCACGGCAGAGGCCAUAUCCACAGAAGAAAGGAAAAGGAAUGCGUCCUUGUGCGUCUUUAUAACUGAUGUUUACAGUCAUUUCUAUAAUCUCUUAUCUAUGCAGUACUAUCUGGUGUUUUGGCAGAGGUUGUCCAAAGCACUUCUUGUGGUUUCAUUGAGGGAGGCUUCUGGUAAAUGUGAAGAGAAACAACUGGAGUUUUUUGUGUGCUGUGUUUAGAUGAAACCAUUAGCAUGUCUUUGAUACAGGUUUCCAGAAGUAGACUUCAGACCUCUCUUGCGUCUUCGUGGAGCAUGACCAGAGGGACCCCGUGUUUCUCUGGGGCCUGCUGGCAAAUCUGAUGAGCGUACUUCAGACCGUUGCAUUAAAUGAC